CGUCUCCCUCUCUCUUCUUCUCUCUCUCACUCAGACACGCAGAAACGCUCGCGCAACCCCAGCUUCAACACAUACCUCACACUUAUGCCGACUGGCACCCAAGGACAGAGCACCCUCUCUCUCUCUCUCCCUCUCCCUCCCUCCCUCUCUAUCUCUCUCCCUCUUUCUCUCCCUUUCUCUGUCUCAGUCCUGCUGUCUGGGUCUGUGAGAGUGUGUGUGUUUCUGGGCUUCCCCGACUCCGAGCCGAGCUGAGCUCACACACUCCUGAGCAUUUAAGGACGAGAACCAGGAGGAAGAGGAGGGCCAUGGAGCACAGCCACAUCUUCCCCCUCCUUUCCCCCCCCAACAGCAGUGCCUGGAGCCCGGGGCAGCAGCCGGCCGACACUCCCCAGGGUUGCCCCCUCGGACCACUGCCUGUCAUCUACUACAGCGCCCUGCUCUGCCUCGGCCUGCCCGUGGCCAACAUACUCACUGUCAUCAUCCUCUCCCAGCUGGUGUUACGGCGUCAGAAGUCCUCCUAUAACUACCUUCUGGCGCUCGCCGCCGCUGACAUCCUGGUCCUCCUGCUCAUCGUCUUCGUCGACUUCAUAUUGGAGGACUUCAUUUUGGGCGCGCCCCUUCCCCCCUCCCUCAACAAGGCAGUCCAGGUCCUGGAGUUCUCCUCCAUCCACACCUCCAUCUGGAUCACGGUCCCCUUGACCGUUGACCGUUAUAUUGCAGUCUGUCACCCGUUGAAGUAUCAUAGCGUUUCCUACCCGGCCCGCACACGGCGGGUCAUCAUGGGCGUCUAUAUGGGGUGUUUGGUGUCUGCGGCGCCUUACUACUGGUGGCCUGAGCUGUGGCAUGGUUUACCUGGAGGUGGUACAGGAAGUGGAGGAAGGGGGAGUAGUAGUAGUGCUGCGCAGCAUGUGCUAGUCUGGGUGCACUGUGCGACUGUCUAUCUCCUCCCCUGCUCCGUCUUCUUCUCCCUCAAUGCAAUGAUCGUCAGGAAGCUCCAGCGCCGUCGCAGCUGCUUCCGCCUGCGCGGCUACUCCACGGGCAAGACCACCGCCAUCCUACUCGCCAUCACUUCCGUGUUUGCCGUCCUCUGGGCACCACGCACCGUCGUGAUCCUUUACCACCUGUACACGGCGCCGCCGGCGUCCCCGGGUCCCGCCCGCCUUCUGCACCUCCUAACCGAUGUGGCGAACAUGCUAGCUCUCCUAAACACCGGGGUCAACUUCUUUCUCUACUGUUUCAUCAGCAAGCGUUUCCGGACUAUGGCGGCCACGGUUCUCCGGACGUUGUUCCGAUGCCGUAAGCAGCCGCCGCCGUUCUACGCUGGACACAACUUCUCUAUCACCAGUAGCCCCUGGAUCUCCCCUGCCAACUCCCACUGCAUCAAGAUGCUGGUAUACCAGUACGAUAAGAACGGCAAGCCCAUCUGCAUCUCCUCGUGAGGGGGGAAGUGUGGAGGGUUUCCCUGACGACCGACCUUGAUGAUGACCCGAUUCUGGGACUCUUUGAGCUUUUCAAAUGUCAACAGACAUUUAGAGUGGAGGGCUGGAAAGGUGGAGGAGAGGAAAGGAGAGGUGGAGGAGAGGAGAUGGAGGAGAGGAGAGGAGAGGUGGUGGAGAGGAGAGGUAGAGGAGAGAAGAGUUAGAGGAGCGUCUGAGAAGAGGAGACGGAAAGAUAUGUGGUUGGUGUAUGAAUACGCAACAAUCUAUCUAUCUAUCUGAACUGAGAGAAAGAAUGUUUGAGAAUAAGAAGAAGAAGAAAAGUUGAGAAAUCAAGUAGGAAUGUUGCUGAGCACAAACAGCAGAACAGAACUCACAACCCAGCAACAGUGUGUUGAGAACCAUCUCUCCACUCGUUCAUGCGGAAAAGCAAUCUAACAGACUGAUCAUUCAGCCUGGAUAACUGCCUAUCUUUUUGACUGUAUUACUGCUCCGACAGUGUCUGACGAUGAGCUUUGACUGUGAUCAGGGACUGAUAAACGAGCAUCAUGGCGGCUGCUUAUUACUGGGUUUUAUAGCCAGCCGUUUGUAAAUGGGAAUGGAGAGUGACAACUGAGGAAUUCCUCUGUGACAUAUCAACCUCGCUUUGACAUUGGGACGUUUUUGGUACUGUCUCUGAUAUACUGCUGUCGACGGAUGGGGAGGAGGAGGUGAUGGGGGAGGGACGGUGGGAGGAUGAGGGAGGCUCUGAAUCUGAACAGAUGGCCAUCAUCCAACAGGAGCCCUCUCUAGUCAAAGAGUUCAUCGCAGAGACUCUCAGCGAGAGAAACCACUCACCUUUGAAGAGGUACCCGUUGCAUUGAUGCUCAAGUCUUUAGUGAUGGCCUUAGAUGAUUUGAUUCACAAUCACUACCAUGUCCCCUGACGUGUUUUGAAACUCUGCUGACAUUUCCUGUUAAUAUAUAGUGGGUCUCAGAGGUGCAUUAGACAUUACAAGAGACUUUUUAUUAAAAAACGGAUCUGUGGAUUUUAAGAUGUUCUCGGUGAGUGAAUUCAUCAAAGAUGGAAGGGAUUGGGAAAGAUAACCAUCCAAUCAGGAGCCAUCUCACAGGUGUUGUUAAGGAUAAGUAGGAGCUGCCUGUUGUUGUCAUGGUGAAGGAUUAUGGUAGACUUGACUGUUAGAUCAGUGUUCUUUAAUACCGAUCUUGACGACACAUACAUGUGCAGGUUUUUGUUCUAGCCCAGUACUAACACACUUGAUUCAGCAAAUCAACUGAUCAAGCAAUUUGAGUGGUUGAAUCAAGGUGUGCUAGGUGUGUUAGUGCUGGGACCAGGAUUGAAGGAGAUUGUUGUAGACGCACAAAAAUAAAGCAAAACAAUUACAGCAAAACAAGUAGAGGUUCCAUAGGAUCAGUAAUCUUGUAACCAUGGAUUCCACAAUUUUAAAAGGAGGACAUUACUACCAUUUUAAAGAGUCUUCAAUUAAAUAUUGGUGGUCUUUGAUGAUUGUCUUAGUCAUAUUAGAAUGAAUGUAUUUGUGCAGCUCCUCAGACCCUUGACUUUAUAUCACUGACUAGAUCGUGUGUGUGUGUGUGUGUGUGUGUGUGUGUCUGUCUGUAUGUAUGUGAGAGAGCAAGAGAGGGAGAGAGACAGGCAGAGAGAAAGAGAGAGAUAGAGAGAGUAAACGAGAGUUCAUUAAUCAAUAACGCCAGAGGUGUGGUAUAUGGACAAUAUACCACGGCUAAAGGGUUGUUCUUAUGCACGAUGCAGAACGGAGUGCCUGGACACAGCCCAUAGCCCCUUAGCCGUGGUAUAUUGGCCAUAUACCACAUACCCCUGAGGUGCCUUAUUGGUAUUAUAACCAGGUUAACAAUGUAAUUAGAACAGUAAAAAGCCAGUUUAUUCGCACUCUCAUAGCUGUAUCUUUCUAUUCUCUCUUCAACCCUCCUCUGUCUGACUGGCACGAGGGUGAGAAAUCAGAUGACUGAGAAACUAUGAAUUUAUGAAGCCACGACAACUCAUAGAUCAACUGUGUUCUGUCCUGCCCAGAAACAACCUAUAAAACCAGCCAGGUUGCUCACGAUUGACUGCGAAAUUUGAAGUCCGUCCAGGUAACCAGGACGUCAGUAGAAGACUUAAAAAAUGUCCGCUAGGGGCAAUGGUGAGGGCUAUUACCAUCAUGUAGGCUUGGGUUUUGCUAGGGCAAUGUGGAUGGGGAUGGGGGAUGGCCGUGUUCGAUCCAACUGCUAGGUUUUAAGCCUAUCCCAAGCCUUAACCCUUACCUUAACCAUUCGGAAUUAAUGCCUGAACUUUAAACAUCUAGGUACACUCAAGUGUCUUAUAUCGGUUAAAAGCUUAAAUUCUUGUUAGUCUAACUGCAUUGUCCGAUUUACAAUAGGCCUUACAGCGAAAGCAUGCUAUGCGAUUGUUUGAGGACGGCGCCCCAUAUCAACAUAUUUUUCAACCAGCACAGGCCUCAUAAAAAUCACAAAUAGAGAUGAAAUAAUCACUUACUUUUUGAAAAUCUUCCUCUGAUUUGCAAUCCAAAGGGUCCCAGCUAUAACAUGCA
Oncorhynchus tshawytscha (Chinook salmon) is the source of this 4005-nucleotide messenger RNA. It is a transcript of the gene gpr139, whose product is annotated as G protein-coupled receptor 139. Bases 306 to 1439 code for a protein of 377 amino acids. Gene Ontology annotation, molecular function: G protein-coupled receptor activity. NCBI's taxonomy places the organism in Eukaryota, Metazoa, Chordata, Actinopteri, Salmoniformes, Salmonidae. The record is from RefSeq and is a predicted model, not a curated record. The transcript has 3 exons. Gene Ontology annotation, biological process: G protein-coupled receptor signaling pathway. Gene Ontology annotation, cellular component: membrane.